AUGCCGAACAGUCUGACGGUACUGUCCAUUGGCCUGGUUUUGGCAGCGUACCUCGUUUACUCGAUAUAUUGUCAUCUAACAUCUCCGCUGAAGUCCAUACCAGGGCCAUGGAUAGCUCGUUUCACACGCGUAUGGUACUUCAUGCAUGUACGAUCUGGUCAAUUUCACCACAAGAACAUCGAAUUACAUGCCAAAUAUGGUCCCAUUGUCCGAGUUGCUCCCAACAUGUACUCAAUCAGUGAGCCUGACAAAGCUGUUUAUGGUAUUGGAUCUAAAUUCGCGAAGAGCGAUUGGUAUGAAGGUUGGAAGCACCCGAGCCCAGAUCGCUGGACCUUAUUUCCCGAUCGAGACAUGAAGCGACACGCUGAAACGCGCAAGAGGUUCCAAAAUCUCUACAGCAUGAGUUCAUUGGUGUCUUACGAAACUUAUGUUGAAGAAUGCAUGGAUAUUUUCCUGAAGAAGAUGAAAUCUUUCAGCUCGUCUGACAAGUCGGUCGACAUGGCUCAUUGGUUUCAGUGCUAUGCUUUCGAUGUGAUGGGAGACAUCACCUAUUCCGAGAGGUUCGGUUUCCUCGAUAAUGGUGAAGACGUUAAUGGAACACUUGUCGCUUUGGACAACUCAAUGGUUUAUUCGACUUUGGUUGGCAUAUAUGCCUGGGCACACCCAUUUCUCUUUGCCAUAUUGGAAAAAUUGCCUGGCUCUGGCGCCGCAGGCCGGACCUUCCUCAUGAGAUUUGUCCAGCAGAAAAUCACAGAGAGGAACCAUGCACGGACGGAAGUCAAAAAGGGUGAGAAGCAGCAGACCCGUGGCGAUGAUGAGAGCGCACCACAGGAUUUCCUCGACAAGCUUUCUGAUGCCCAUGAGCGUGAUCCCCAACGGGUAACCCCAUACCACAUAUUCAUGAUGGGAUUAAGCAAUAUUGUUGCAGGUAGCGACACAACAGCCGUGUCUCUGUCAAGUUGUCUUUAUAACUUGGUCAAGCACCCGUCAACUUUGGCGAAGUUGAGGAAGGAGAUCAAGGAGCAUCAGUUGAGGAGGGAAACACCCAGCGAAUGUCUCACUUUCAAAGAAUCUCAAUCCAUGCCUUAUCUUUUGGCAGUUAUCAAAGAAGCCCUCCGUCUGCAUCCUGCAACUGGUCUACCGCUUUGGCGUGUUGUUCCUGAAGGUGGAGCAUACAUUGCUGGUCAUCAAUUCCCAGCGGGCAGUGUUGUUGGUCUCAAUAGCUGGGUCGCCCACUAUAAUCCAAGCGUUUUUGGAGCAGACGUGAACGUUUUCCGGCCGGAGAGAUGGCUAGAAGUCGAGAAAGAGAAAGGGGAACAAUAUCAGAAAAUGGAAGCUAAUUAUCUACCGUUUGGACUUGGUUCGAGAACUUGUCUAGGACGACAUAUUUCUACAUUGGAGAUGUGUAAACUAAUUCCUGAAUUUGUGCAUAAGUUCGAUUUCGAACUAGAUAUGAUGGGUGAUAAUUGGAAGACGAUGAAUUACUGGUUUGUCAAGCCAGUAGGUUUCCAGGUCUGGGUCAAACCAAAGAUAUGA
This is a messenger RNA of Exophiala bonariae, 1536 nucleotides long. RefSeq lists its product as uncharacterized. The coding region runs from base 1 to 1536 and encodes 511 amino acids. Lineage: Eukaryota; Fungi; Ascomycota; Eurotiomycetes; Chaetothyriales; Herpotrichiellaceae. Gene Ontology annotation, molecular function: heme binding; iron ion binding; oxidoreductase activity, acting on paired donors, with incorporation or reduction of molecular oxygen. The record is from RefSeq and is a predicted model, not a curated record. The transcript is spliced from 2 exons.